UUUCUCAAGACACGAUUCUCCAAGCAAAUGCAUGAUUGGAAGAAUUUGCUUUUGAGUUCCUCUAGAUUGAACUAAUAUGCUUUUUCUCAAAUAUAAUUAUUCUUGUCUCUCUACCACUUUUCUGAGCAAUGUGACAGGCAGCAUGGUAGUGUAUGCUCUCAACUUUACUACCAAGUCCCCUUGUCUUUUACAUCUUGUGUGACCCCUACAUUGCAGAAAGAGUUCUUUUUAGCAGAAGGGCAGGGAAAAUUAGUGGAAAAAAUUAUAUAUUUUGGAUUUUUAUUUACAGAAAUAGUUAAAGAUUUUGUAUUUCUUCAGUCUGGUUGGUUUCAGAAGGUUUGUUUAGAGCUAUGGGAAGAAAAAGGGAGGAGGGUGGUCUCUGGUGUGUAGGGUUUCUCAGUCUGUGGAUUCUUGCAAGCUCUUCUCCAGCAUAUAGAAAUGUUAAUCCUGAAGUGCAAGCUCUGGUAGAUAUCAAGGAGAAGUUGCAGGAUCCUCAUGGUGUUUUAGGCAAAUGGGAUGGUACUUUUGCAGAUCCAUGUACUUGGACAUUUGUUACUUGUUCAUCUAAUGGUCCAGUCAUUAGCCUAGUGUCCUCAAGCCAGGGUUUAUCUGGUACUCUUUCACCAAGCAUUGCCAACUUGACAAAUCUUCAGACACUGCUGUUGCAGAAUAAUCGAAUAUCUGGGAAACUUCCAUCUGAACUUGGAGAGCUGACUAAACUUCAAACACUUGAUCUUUCUCACAAUCUCUACAGUGGUGAAAUUCCAGCUUCUAUAGCAGAGCUUAAAAGCCUCCAUUAUCUGCGGCUCAAUAAUAACAGUCUCUCUGGUACAAUUCCUUUGUCUAUGGCUAGCAUGACUAAUCUUACAUUUUUAGAUUUGUCUUACAAUAACUUGAGUGGUCCUGUGCCAAAGUUUCUUGCCAAAACUGUCAACAUUAUGGGGAACCCCAUGAUUUGUGCCACAGGAAAAGAGAAAGGAUGCAAUGAGAAAAAGCCAAUGACCCUCUACUCGGAUAAUCAACAAGGAUCUCAAUCUUCCGGAAGAUCUAAAAGCCAGAAGAUUGCAGUAGCAAUUGGGUCGAGCCUCGGGUGCAUCUGCCUACUUUUUGUUAUAUUUGGUUUUCUUCUUUGGAGGAGGCAAAGGCAUAAUCAACAAAUAUUCUAUGAAAUAAAUGAACAAUAUCGCCAAGAAGUAUCGCUUGGAAACCUGAGAAGGUUCCAGUUUAGAGAACUUCAGGUUGCCACCCGCAACUUCAGCAGCAAGAACAUUAUUGGUAAAGGUGGUUUCGGAAUAGUCUACAAAGGGCACCUGCAAGAUGGAACAAUUGUAGCUGUAAAAAGGUUAAAAGACGGAAAUGCAGUAGGAGGUGAGACUCAGUUUCAAACAGAAGUUGAGAUGAUCAGCUUAGCUGUUCAUAGAAAUCUUCUCCGGCUCUAUGGCUUCUGUAUGACCGCAACAGAAAGGCUUUUAGUGUACCCUUACAUGUCCAAUGGAAGUGUUGCAUUUCGUCUCAAAGCAAAACCUGCCUUGACCUGGGGAACGAGGAAACAUAUAGCAAUGGGAGCUGCAAGGGGUUUACUGUACCUCCACGAGCAAUGUGAUCCGAAAAUAAUUCACAGGGAUGUAAAGGCCGCAAAUAUAUUGCUUGAUGAUUAUUGUGAAGCUGUGGUAGGAGAUUUCGGGUUAGCAAAACUCUUAGAUCACACUGAUUCACAUGUCACAACUGCAGUCCGGGGUACAGUAGGCCAUAUAGCUCCCGAGUAUCUUUCAACUGGACAGUCAUCAGAGAAAACAGAUGUUUUCGGGUUUGGAAUUCUUCUACUAGAAUUAAUCACAGGCCAAAGGGCUCUUGAAUUCGGAAAAACAGCAAGCCAGAAAGGAGCCAUGCUUGAUUGGGUUAAGAAGAUUCAUCAUGAAAAGAAGUUUGAUAUGCUAGUAGACAAGGACCUAAAGAACAAUUACGACAGAAUAGAGCUAGAGGAAAUCGUAAAAGUAGCGUUAUUGUGUACACAAAAUCUCCCAAAUCACAGACCAAAGAUGUCCGAAGUGGUUCGUAUGCUAGAAGGAGACGGGCUAGCAGAGAAAUGGGAAGCUGCUCAGAGAGCUGAGGAAACCAGGUGCAGAGCCAAUGAUUUUUCUUCGUCGCAUCAAUUCUCGAAUCUUAAUGAUAACUCUGUAUUGGUUGUUCAAGAAAUGGAGCUCUCAGGACCAAGGUGAUAUAGUUACUAACUAUACAAGAAAUUAAAUUUGCAGCAAAAUAUAUACUGUGCUUAAGAGGGCUUGUUUGUAUAUGCAUGGAUACAUAGCUUGAAUCUGUAUAUUCGAUUUGUCCUAGUAUGUUAUUGUACAGUAUGAAUAUUUCAAUACAUCCGGGGUUGUAGCACCGUACAAAA
Messenger RNA from Daucus carota subsp. sativus, 2395 nucleotides. RefSeq names its product protein NSP-INTERACTING KINASE 2. Bases 351 to 2219 code for a protein of 622 amino acids. The transcript is spliced from 11 exons. The record is from RefSeq and is a predicted model, not a curated record. NCBI's taxonomy places the organism in Eukaryota, Viridiplantae, Streptophyta, Magnoliopsida, Apiales, Apiaceae. Gene Ontology annotation, molecular function: protein kinase activity; ATP binding. Gene Ontology annotation, biological process: protein phosphorylation.